AUGAGUGACAGACCUAUGCCGCCUGCGCAGCGGCUGCCCCUCGAUACGUCCUGGCCUGAUGAAGACGUCUUCGUCCAGUCUCUGCUGUCCUUCGCCACAGAAUGUGAGCUCUUCCGCAACCUUUGCGGUGGGGUACAUAUCCUCGAUUUCUUGACACGUGAGCCAGAGCUCUACGCGACUGUUCUGCCUCAAGAGUGGCGUAACUGGUUUGACCAAGUGGAUGUUCAUGAUGUUCUGCAGCUUCUCCUCCGCGAGGAUCUUGACCCACUAUUGUCAUCUCAACAACCCGUAUCCUGGCGCGAGGGCCCUGAUCCACCCGGGAGUCUCAUAAGAUACGCCAUUACUAUCAGAAAGCACUGCUUGUUGCGUGAUUACAAUUCGCCUACGUUAGGUUCGGAUUCAGGCGUCAUGCCGCGCCGACUGGUAGCAGGAAUGAAACCAAAGAAACUCCAUGAAGUGCAGCAUUUUUCCACCUACAUCGACAGACUCUCAUGCUUUGUAGCCGAGGAGACAGGAGAACCAGUCUCGGGGUUUGUAGAUUUCGGCUCGGGUCAGAACUAUCUUGGUAGAACUUUGGCCAGCCCGCCCUACAAUCGCAAUGUCGUUGCAAUCGAACGAAAGCAUCAUAAUGUUGCCGGUGCCAGAAGAAAAGAUGUGUAUGCUAAACUGGCGAAAAAGGAAGGGAUCAUGCGAAAUAAAAAGGAAUACAAGCGGCAGCUCAUGGAGGGCGGCAGUAUCGAUGAAUGUGUCUCGGUUGCAAGCGAUGCACAAAGUCCAGGUGGCGGCACUGGCAAUCACACCGUAUAUGAAAAGAGCGAUGUCGGCUUGAGUGGCUCCAUCACAUAUAUUGAACAUGAGAUAGAGAACGGCCAGAUAGAAGAAAUCAUCUAUCCACCUGCUUGCAUUCCGACAAUGUCAUGCGCAUCAUCCUCCACUGCGCGAGAUUACCUUGCUCCAAGUACACCCUCUGGUCUCGCUCAGCACGCCAUGUCCCGCCCCAACUUGAUGGUCAUUUCACUCCAUUCAUGCGGUAACCUCUCCCACCACGGGCUGAGGACGCUAGAGCCUAGCCUCAAUCCCUCCGUCUCCGCCGUUGCGUUGAUCGGCUGCUGUUACAACCUCCUGACCGAACGUCUUGGACCCGCAACAUACAAACACCCUCUCCUUCGUCCCCGCCAUCCGAGACUGGAGUCCACAGGGUCCGCUUACGAUCCACAAGGCUUCCCCAUGAGCAGGAGGCUCGAAGAAUUUUCCAAUCCGGACGGAACUCACGGAGUGCGAUUGAACAUCACAGCCCGCAUGAUGGCCGUGCAGGCACCUUACAACUGGGGCAGAGAAGACAGCGAAGCUUUCUUCACCAGACAUUUCUACCGAGCACUUUUGCAGCGGAUGCUGAUGGACGUGGGGAUUGUGAAACAAUCCUCCAGCACAACAAGCUCUCAAGAUGUUGUCGGAGGCUCCAUUUCCGGCCGUGACGAAGCCGGCACGCCUCUCAUCAUUGGAUCUCUCAGAAGCUCCGCUUUCACCUCUUUCCGUGCCUAUGUCCACGCAGCAUUGGAGAAGCUAUCUCGAGACCCCCUGAUUGACAACCUGAUUCAAUCCAAAACCAUCGGCUUCAACGACGACGAAAUCGCAUCCUACGAGAUGCGAUUCGCCUCGGCGAGAAAACAGCUGGCUGUCAUGUGGAGCUUGAUGGCCUUCUCGGCUGGAGUGGUGGAGAGCAUCAUCGUAGUCGAUCGAUGGUUAUGGCUGAAGGAGCAGGUCGGCUGGAUUGGAAAAUGCUGGGUCGAGCCCGUCUUCGAAUACAAGUACAGUCCGAGGAAUCUCGUCGUGGUUGGAGUCAGGAAGCGGCGAGAGAAGCAGGAAACCGAGAAGGAGGAGCUCAAUACCGGUAGCAGCGAGACCAAGGAGAAGAAAAUAGGACUAAAUUGA
Endocarpon pusillum Z07020 is the source of this 1932-nucleotide messenger RNA. RefSeq lists its product as uncharacterized. The record is from RefSeq and is a predicted model, not a curated record. The transcript has a single exon. Bases 1 to 1932 code for a protein of 643 amino acids. Lineage: Eukaryota; Fungi; Ascomycota; Eurotiomycetes; Verrucariales; Verrucariaceae.